Molecule: messenger RNA, 976 nt
Organism: Aethalodelphis obliquidens (Pacific white-sided dolphin)
Lineage: Eukaryota; Metazoa; Chordata; Mammalia; Artiodactyla; Delphinidae
Product: lymphocyte antigen 6G6e-like
Biological process (GO): desensitization of G protein-coupled receptor signaling pathway; acetylcholine receptor signaling pathway
Cellular component (GO): plasma membrane
Molecular function (GO): acetylcholine receptor activator activity; transmembrane receptor protein serine/threonine kinase activity; acetylcholine receptor binding
Source: RefSeq, a predicted model, not a curated record
AGCAGGCUCUAGUAGGAGACAGGGAGGAUGUGAGAAUUGUGAGAACAGGGUCCCUGCUAUGUCAGUCUGCCAAAUCUGGUCCCCCACCCUCAGAUUCACUCCCUAGGUGUGUUUGUUUACUGCUCCCUCCCUGUCUCACUCAGAUGCUCCAUCUCUCCAACUCUAGGAUCUCUGGGUGCAGAUCAGAUUCUCCCAGACUCCUGAGCCCCGGGUCCAGCCAUGGGCACCUCCAGCAUCUUCCUCUGCAUUCUGUUUCUCGGUGGGGCACUGGAUAAGGGUCUCGCCACUUCCCCUGCCCGGAGACGGCUCCACUGUUACACCUGCAACUUCGCCAAACCCUGCUACCCUGUUCCUACCGAGCGUCAGGAUGAUGAAGUUUGUGGCAUCAGUAUUGGUACCUCAGAGAACAGUGAGGUCAUCGAGCGGAAAGCCUGCCUCCCAAGGACCCAGCGCUCUCUGCAGGGCCAUGCCACCUACCGGUCACUCUCCUACACUCCUCGGCACCACUGCUGCGAGCAGGACCUGUGCGAUGCAGCCACCAUGCCGCAUCGGCUCCCCAGGCUCCUCCUUAUCACCCCGCUCAUCCUCGUGGCCAGCCUCACCUGGGGAGCCCACCUCCUCCACCAGCCUGCAGCCCAAGGCUCUUCCACUAUCGCCAUGGCCCUGGAAACACAUUCACACACUUCUGAGAUCUGCCCAAGAACCUGAUCUUGUACAGAGACCUCACACCCCUUGGGCCCAGCACCUUCACGGACCCCUCCCCAAACCCGAUUCCUACAGGCACUGCUCUAGCCUCUUCCUGCCCAGAGGCACCUACCCGGAGCCCAGCCUCAUAAGGAACACCUGUUCUAAAUCUCUGGUCUUUUCUAAAUGUCUGUGGCUGAUGCAUUCUCUCAGCCCCAGCUCUCUGGCAAGGCAGGCGUUUGACAGAGCUGUGGGUCCCAGGCAAGGGGAUCGAAGGGGCACCAGGUGUGAU